Molecule: messenger RNA, 720 nt
Organism: Wickerhamiella sorbophila
Lineage: Eukaryota; Fungi; Ascomycota; Dipodascomycetes; Dipodascales; Trichomonascaceae
Product: Zinc finger protein 91
Exons: 1
Coding region: 1-720 (239 amino acids)
Biological process (GO): regulation of DNA-templated transcription
Molecular function (GO): DNA-binding transcription factor activity, RNA polymerase II-specific; RNA polymerase II cis-regulatory region sequence-specific DNA binding
Source: RefSeq, a predicted model, not a curated record
AUGCACGUUAAAACCGUUCACGAGCCCGGGAUUCCACGACCAGGAUGCCCCGUGCCAGCCGUCCAAAAGCAAGAGACGUUCAAGUGCCGUGAUUGUGGGAAAGAGUUUUUGCGAUUCUACGAUAUGAAUAGACACAAACUCACGCAUUCCAACAAAAAACCCCACAAAUGCCAGCGCUGUGGACGCAGUUUUGCCAGAGCAGACGCCCUAAUGAGGCAUCAAAGGCCAGAAAAUGGUUGUCAUAGAAGAUUUAUGGAGGAGGUCGAGGCGGCCAAAAACAAGGUCAUUCUUAAGGUGUCAGGCCACCUGUCUGCCCAACGACCAGAACUAAUAGGCCCCGAGUUCGUCCCCAUUGUUCCUCAUCAAUCAGGCAACCAAAAUACCGCCAUUGGGCCAUCAACAUUGCCCACAGCCGUGGGUGCUUCCCUGCCCAUGCCUGAACUGUCAGGUAGGUUGCCGCCACCUGCCGCCCCACCCACUGCAGCAGGUCCUGCAAUGGGACCAGGAGACGGCAUUUCCAUGCCGACAACAAACGCGUGGCAAAUAAUCCAGGAGCUCACGUCGAGAAUAAACGUUUUGGAAAUGCGACUCUCUCAGCAGGACUCGCGACUAGCCUUUUUGGAGUACCAUCAUCAGAAGGCUGCGACCGCCCCGCCACAACCACAACCGGCGGUGGCGCCAUCACAACCACCACCACUUCAGUCAUCCCCCCAACCCUAG